AUGAACUCGACGUGGACAGCCGUUCUGAAUCGCAUCUCGUCUGACAUUACGAUGCUUCAACUAGACCGUCCCUUGCUCAUCCGCGACAACUACCGACUAUUCCUUGGAGCCACGUCGAUUGCUCUUGCUGCCCUUGUGGCGCGUUACAUCCGCAGCCCACGCCGCAAGCUUCCUCCAGGGCCGCCCGGGCUUCCUUUCCUCGGCAACGCCUUGGACAUUCGCAGUGCCCAGUGGCUCAACUUCACCAAGUGGAAGGAGACCUAUGGCGAUAUUGUCUAUCUGAGCGCUCUCGGCCAAGACAUGAUCAUUUUGAACACCCAGAAGGCCGCCGCAGAUCUGAUGGACCGCCGCGCUGCCAUCUACUCGGACCGUCCGCACAACAUCGUCUCUGCGCAGAUCCUCUGCGGUGGAAUGGCUAUGGUCUUUCAAGGCUACACUUCGCUCUGGCGACGAAUGCGCAAAGCUACUCACGAGAGCCUGAACAAGACCGCCGUCGAGGCGUUCCAGCCGACUCAGUUUGUUGAGGCCAUUGCUCUCGCACAGGGCCUCCUCAAGGAACCCCAUCUAUGGGACGAUCAUCUCCGCCGUACUGCUGCGUCGAUGGUCAUGUCCGUGACCUAUGAUACGCCCAUGCUCACUUCGGCCGAGGACCCUCGCGUGCGCGAAGUCAACGAUUUCACGGCACGACUGACGAGAUCUGCCAUGCCUGGGGCGCAUCUCGUCGAAUUUCUUCCAUGGCUCAUGUAUGUCCCUCGGAGGUUCGCCAAGUGGAGGCGAGAAGCAGAGGAAUGGCACGCGAAGGACUCGGCGAUGUUCGAAAGACUGCUCCUCAACGUGAAGACGGAGAUGGAUAAAGGCCGUGACCACCCAAGCCUGAGCGCUACGCUUCUGAAGAACUCUAAGCGAUAUGAUCUGUCUGUCAAAGAGAACACUUGGUUGGCCGCCACCAUGUACGCGGCAGGUGCGGAAACUACUUCCGCUGUUAUGGCUUGGUGGACUCUCGCAAUGGUCAUGUAUCCGGAUGUGCAAGCUCGCGCUCAGGCGGAGCUGGAUUCAGUUGUUGGUCGUGAUCGCGUACCGACCUUCGAAGACUUUCCAAAUCUUUCCUACAUCCGCGCGAUGGUCAAGGAGGCGCUCAGAUGGCGGCCUGUCGACCCCAUGGGUCUUCCGCAUCGCUCUAGCCAAGAUGACUGGUAUGAGGGUCACUUCAUUCCCAAGGGCUCAAUAGUCAUUGCCAAUGUAUGGGCACUACAUUGCGACUCUGGGGCUUACGGUCAAGACGCCGACCACUUCAACCCUGCUCGGUUCCUCGGAGAAGAUGGCAAGGUUGCACCGGGACCCGCAGAUUCCAAAGAAGAGGGUCACUUUACUUACGGUUUCGGACGGCGGGUCUGCGUCGGGAAGCAUGUCGCCAACAACUCCAUCUUCAUUGACAUCGCCAUUACGCUAUGGGCUUGCAAUAUCGCCCGCGCGAAGGAGCCGGAGACUGGCAAUCCGAUCCCAAUUGAUGUUGACGGGUGGAUUGAGGAUGGCCUCGUCGUACGACCAGUUCCAUUCAAAUGUAGCAUCACACCUCGAUUCCCAGAAGCACCUGCGCUACUCGCAUCUGAGAACAUGGCUCGCGGCUAA
Messenger RNA from Peniophora sp. CBMAI 1063, 1629 nucleotides. Lineage: Eukaryota; Fungi; Basidiomycota; Agaricomycetes; Russulales; Peniophoraceae. The record is from the annotation of a GenBank genome assembly.